Molecule: messenger RNA, 1864 nt
Organism: Sitophilus oryzae (rice weevil)
Lineage: Eukaryota; Metazoa; Arthropoda; Insecta; Coleoptera; Curculionidae
Product: ubiquinone biosynthesis protein COQ9, mitochondrial-like
Exons: 2
Coding region: 142-1830 (562 amino acids)
Biological process (GO): ubiquinone biosynthetic process
Cellular component (GO): cytoplasm; mitochondrial inner membrane
Molecular function (GO): ubiquitin-protein transferase inhibitor activity; lipid binding
Source: RefSeq, a predicted model, not a curated record
GCAGUUAUUUUGAUUAUAAUUUAGGGUUAAAAAUUAUUUUAUUUUUAUUAGAAUGUCGUUAGUGUCUUUGUUUUCACCGUUAAGAAUAUCCUUAAAAAGUACUUAAGACUCCUCUAUCUACGUAUUUCCUUCGAUUUAACCAUGACCGAACAAUACAUCGGAGAAUUUUUACAAAAACUCAAACUUGCUCUAUCAGAAGGCAACAUCAAAGACGUAUUAACGCUGUUCAAAGACCAGGAAUAUGAUGAAAUAGUAAAGAAUAAUCCUGCUAUUAUUAUUCCUGAAUUAGGAGAAUAUCUAACUAAUAGAAAUAAAGAAAACAAUAUUCUAUUGUUUAAUUGUUGUGUAGAUAUGUUAUGUAUAAUUAGUAACACUUCAAUUACUGAAGAAACCAUAAUCGGCUUAACUCUGCAAAUAAAAAUUUCUGAUGAAUCAAAGUUUACUGUAUUGCUUUCAUUAUUGUGCAAAGUUUUAUGCAAUCUGCCCCCUGGUUCACAUAAUCACUACAGCUCAGUUUUUGAUGCAAUACAUCAUUAUUUAGAGCAGAUGGAACAACCUGAUUAUGAAACUUUUGAAAAUGAAGAAAGACAUUUAGUGGAUAACAGUGAGCCUGCAACCAAUAUUAUUUAUGCUUACAAUAAUGUAAUUAUAUUUUAUACACAAAUAAUAAAUUACAUUACAAAUGAAGAGAUUAAUUUCAUGGAUAAAAUAUUUCUGGCAAAGCAUCUGAUGAAACUUCUAGCAAAUCCUUUGGGAUAUUUUCCUGUAGAAAUGAUUGACAAUAUUAGACCAAUUUCAAGACCUCUUGUAGAAGAGAUAGUGCAGAAAGUACUUACAUUCAAUUGUGAUCCAUUUAUUUUUAGUGAAAUAGUUUUGAACAAUUAUUAUGAAGCAGAUGAUACACUUAUUCAAUUAGAAAAAUUAUGGGUCGCGCACUUAGUGUAUUUAGUGUUCUGUGAAGAAAUUUGUAUAAAUGUAAUUCCCAAGGUAUACAGUCCAUUAUACACCUUGGACAGUUUUCUACCUUUAGCUUUAGAGCUAAUAAAUCAAGAUAAUAACACAAUUUUAAUCGAAAAAGGCUUAAAAUUAUCUCACUAUAUUUUUACUUGCUUAAAAAAUCAAAAAUUAUCAUACUUGUUAUUGGAUAAUGAAGUUCACAGUAAAUUUUGUGAAGUAAUAUCUCAGGUUAUUGUUUAUAAUUCAUCCGAAACUAUAAGAAAAUCUGCCCUGUCAAUAUUUGAAAGUUACUUAAAAUUAUUUGAAAUCAAAGGGGUCUAUCUGAUUAUAACACAUUUAGUGCCUAUUUUAACACAUGGAGGGCUCAUAGGUUUUAUUAUAACUUUUUACAAAAAUCUUUUGAAUGAAGAAUUUAAUAGAACUGAAUGCAAUAUUAAUGAAUACUUUAGGGGGCAAAAGUUACUUUAUAUCUUAAAAAAGUUUUGCUGUUUAAGCGAGAAAGAGGAAACAAACUUAGUCAAUAAUUCAGAUCAUAUUAUUUCUUGUCUUAAUCUUUUAAGAUACUUGGCCUUAAGGGAUAAGAAAAAUGUAACAAAUAUUUGGGAUUUUUUUUCUAUCCUCGAAGAAAUUUAUUUAAAACCCUUAAGAAAAGGUUUGGAACUCUCUAGAGCUCAUUAUGAUUUAGAAAUAAAUAAUGUAAAACAAGAAAAAUUAAAUAAGGAAUCUAUUCAAACCUCUGUGAAUGUGUUAGGUGUAGAUGUAAACAUAGAUAAAGACGAAAAAUUGCGAAUUUUAAAUUCCUCCUUAACUGUUUUCGAUGUCAUUGAAAGUUUACUUAGUCGUCUUGCGGAAUUAAUCGAGAAAAACCUGUAAUUUUAAUUUGCUUUUUAAUAAAUAUUUCUGGAAA